GGGACCUACCAGAGUUGUGAGAGGGAGUGGAAAAGAUCGAGCAGGACUAAAAAAGCAUCUGAAUGAGUUAAAGAGAGCGUACAUAGAAAAAAAUUCAUGUAGGGAGAAAUCCAAGGAGUUAUCAAAAUAUACUUUUUUUCAUGGAAGGAGAUAGACUUGGACAUUGUUCUCAUGAAGAUUAUGGGAAUCCAACAGCCCCCUGUCUCAUUGAACUAUUCUGAAACCCUGAACAAUAAGACUACCUCCACUAUUUAUACAGAGCUACAAACGGUGCUGCUUGGAUUAACUAUGUCCCUACUGGUGCUGGCUAUUGUCCUUGGCAACAUGCUAGUGAUCACAGCCAUUGCACGGUUCCAGAGGCUCCAGAAUGUCACUAACUGCUUUAUCAUGUCCUUAGCCUGUGCUGACUUGGUCAUGGGACUGGUGGUGGUACCCUUUGGGGCUGCCUACAUCAUCCUCAAUACGUGGCAUUUCGGAAGGUUCUGGUGUGAGUUCUGGACAGCCACUGAUGUGCUUUGUGUAACAGCUAGCAUUGAGACUCUUUGUGUCAUUGCCCUGGAUCGCUACAUUGCCAUCACCUCUCCAUUCCGGUACCAUUCCAUGCUGACCAAAUGCAAAGCUUGUAUUGUGGUUCUGGUUGUGUGGAUCAUUGGUGGCCUGAUCUCCUAUUUGCCCAUACAUUUGAAGUGGUGGAUUUCCGGCACUAAAGAAGCCAUUCAAUGCAUGAAUAACACCCUUUGUUGUGAGUUUCACACCAACCAAAGCUAUGCGAUUAUCUCUUCUAUCAUCUCAUUCUACAUCCCUUUGGUGAUCAUGGUGUUUGUCUACAGUCGUGUCUUUCAAGAGGCUCGGAAACAGCUGAAAAAAAUAGUCAAGAGUGAAGGCCGUUUCCAUCAAAGUGAAGCUAAGCAAGAAUUCAAUGACACAGGAGUCGGGAGAGAAACUAGGGCCUUCAGAAAGUCUAGGUUGUGCCUGAAGGAGCACAAAGCUCUUAAAACCCUUGGCAUUAUUAUGGGCAUUUUUACACUGUGUUGGCUUCCUUUUUUUGUCCUUAAUGUGGUGGUGAGUGUUCUGGAAGUGGACAACAUCAAUGUACCAUUUAGAAUAUUAAACUGGAUUGGGUAUGCAAACUCAGCCUUUAACCCACUAAUCUACUGCAGGAGUCCAGAGUUCCGAUAUGCCUUUAGGCAGAUCCUGUGCAUGAAGAGUUCUCAUUAUCCCAACCUGCGACCAUCCAGUGGGUACAAAUAUAGUGGACAGAGCUGGCAGAGUGAGCACCAAGGAAGGAGUAAGUGUAGCUCAGAGAACAGUGACCCAGUUGGAGGAGAGAAAGAGGAUAGAUAGAUAGAUAGAUAGAUAGAUAGAUAGAUAGAUAGAUAGAUAGAUAGAUAGAUAGAUAGAUAGAUAUUUGAAAGUUUUUUUUCUACUACUGUCUACCUCGCUGUGCAUCUCACUUGAAAUGUGAAAUGUGAAGAAAUGUGAAAAACAAGGCUAAUUCAUAACUAAUACUAAUAAUUAUAAUUUGUUUAGCAGGACAUUUACAAAUGAUUUUCUUAUAAAUUUUUCUGAUGUUAUUUAGUCACGGGGUAAUUGCAAUUACACAGUCCCUUUUUAUUUCAGAUAAACACAUAACACUUCGACAGUUCACUUUUUCUUUAUGUCAUUUUUAAAUUAACAUUUAUUUCAAAAGGGACCAUGUACAAUGUUAACAAAAAUCCUUCCAUUUCAUUGUACCCAAUGGUUUAUAGCUAUACAGUUGCUCCAGCACCCACAAAAAGUUCAUAUUACAUUUAAACCUAAAUAACAGGUUGUCUAAUAAUUUAUAACCUUCAACAAUUAAUUAUGCAAAAGCAGUGUCAAUUCCUGUAUAGAUGAUCUGAUCUAUAAGUGAAUGUUUUCAAAUUAAAGCCAACUUUAACCUCAUAGUAAGAUCUAAAACAAAACAACAAAACUGUCACUGUUUAAUUAGUUGGACAGUACUGUAUGUAUUGUUCCUAGUUAGUACUACAUGAAACAGAUAUGACAGCUGAGGCACUGAUAAUGGUGAUAAUGGAUAUUUAAUGCAUGCCUGACAGGGCAUGUUCAACUGAGAAAAGAGAGAGAGAGA
Silurus meridionalis is the source of this 2107-nucleotide messenger RNA. RefSeq names its product adrenoceptor beta 2, surface a (gene adrb2a). The record is from RefSeq and is a predicted model, not a curated record. The transcript has 2 exons. Gene Ontology annotation, biological process: norepinephrine-epinephrine-mediated vasodilation involved in regulation of systemic arterial blood pressure; adenylate cyclase-activating adrenergic receptor signaling pathway; negative regulation of smooth muscle contraction. Gene Ontology annotation, cellular component: membrane. NCBI's taxonomy places the organism in Eukaryota, Metazoa, Chordata, Actinopteri, Siluriformes, Siluridae. Bases 172 to 1344 code for a protein of 390 amino acids. Gene Ontology annotation, molecular function: norepinephrine binding; beta2-adrenergic receptor activity.